AUGGAGGAACUGAAAGUGAUGUGGAAUGGAGUUCAUUUGGUAUCAAGCCUUAGUGGAAUACCACUCAUAUUUAAAGCAGCCUUGUUGUACACCUCUUCAGAUAUACCUGCAUCACGAAAACUGUCUGGGUUUAAAGGCCACAGUUCAGGCGGUUUUUGUGAAAACAAGAUUACUUGGGGUUUGACGAAGAAAACUGGCCAAAAU
Paramuricea clavata is the source of this 204-nucleotide messenger RNA. Lineage: Eukaryota; Metazoa; Cnidaria; Anthozoa; Malacalcyonacea; Plexauridae. The record is from the annotation of a GenBank genome assembly.